AUGGUGGAGAUGCUGCCAACUGCCGUUCUGCUGGUCUUGGCAGUGUCUGUCGUUGCCAAAGAUAACUCCACGUGUGAUGGCCCCUGUGGGUUGCGCUUCAAGCAGAACCCACAAGGGGGGUUCCGGAUCGUUGGUGGGCAGGCCGCACAGCAGGGAGCCUGGCCCUGGAUGGUCAGCCUGCAGCUCUUCACGGCACGCAACAACCGCAGAUAUCACGCCUGCGGAGGCAUCCUGCUGAACUCCUACUGGGUGCUCACUGCCGCCCACUGCUUCAAUAAGAAAAAAAAAGUGCACGAGUGGAGGCUGGUGUUUGGAGCCCAGGAGAUAGAAUACGGGACCAACAAGCCAGUGAAGCCACCUCUGCAGGAGAGGUAUGUGGAGAAGAUCAUCAUCCACGAUCACUUUGACUACCUGGGUGAGGGAAACGACAUCGCUCUCUUGAAGAUCACCCCUCCUGUUGCCUGCGGGCCCUUCAUUGGACCUGCCUGCCUGCCCCCAGCCAAGGCAGUCUCCAUGAAACCUCCCCAGAUCUGCUAUGUGGCUGGCUGGGGGUUCGUCAAAGAGGACGCUGUCAUGCCAUCACCUACGCUAAUGGAGGCGCGAGUGGACCUCAUCAACCUCGAGUUGUGUAAUUCAACCCAGUGGUACAAUGGACGCAUUACAGCAACCAACCUGUGUGCAGGGUAUCCUUCAGGCAAGAUUGACACCUGUCAGGGGGACAGCGGCGGGCCUCUCAUGUGCAAAGAAAGCAAGGAAGAGCCCUUCGUGGUCCAGGGCAUCACCAGCUGGGGUGUAGGCUGUGCACGGGCUAAGCGCCCCGGAAUCUACACUGCUACCUGGCCCUUCCUGGACUGGAUUGGUUCUAAAAUCGGUUCUGUUGCCUUGCGCAUGACUCAACCAGCUACCCCACCUCCCACUAGCAGAACCCCUGCCCCAGUCCGACCCCCGCCUGGGCACCAGUCCCCGGCUCGCCCUGCUUGGUAUUUCCAACCCCGACCCCGGCCCCGACCCCCUCAGCCAUCUGCAGCCCAAGCCCCACCUCUGCCUCCACCCCCGCCUCCGCCUCCACCACCCCCGGUCCCACCUCCACCCCCACCUCCACCCUCACCUCCUGCCAAGGUUCCCCCAGCACUUUCUUUUGCCAAGCGCUUACAGCAACUCGUUGAGGCAUUGAAGGAGGGCACAACCUUUUCUGGUGGCAAGAUCUUUUAUGACAUGGCAGCAGCCGCAGUGGGUUCGGAGACCACAGAGCUUCCAGAAGUAACCCUGACUUCCUGAUCCAACAUGUUCUCAGUGGACCCUGAGAGGAAGAGACUAAAUGAGCACAUCUAUUUGUAAAAAUAUAUUCAUACAUAUAUAAACUAUA
This is a messenger RNA of Ochotona curzoniae (black-lipped pika), 1366 nucleotides long. It is a transcript of the gene ACR, whose product is annotated as acrosin. Gene Ontology annotation, molecular function: serine-type endopeptidase activity. The transcript has 6 exons. The record is from RefSeq and is a predicted model, not a curated record. Gene Ontology annotation, biological process: acrosome reaction; proteolysis. Bases 1 to 1278 code for a protein of 425 amino acids. Gene Ontology annotation, cellular component: acrosomal vesicle. Lineage: Eukaryota; Metazoa; Chordata; Mammalia; Lagomorpha; Ochotonidae.